Xiphias gladius (swordfish) is the source of this 3731-nucleotide messenger RNA. RefSeq names its product SH2B adaptor protein 1 (gene sh2b1). Gene Ontology annotation, cellular component: plasma membrane. Bases 628 to 3312 code for a protein of 894 amino acids. Gene Ontology annotation, biological process: intracellular signal transduction. The transcript is spliced from 8 exons. Gene Ontology annotation, molecular function: transmembrane receptor protein tyrosine kinase adaptor activity. NCBI's taxonomy places the organism in Eukaryota, Metazoa, Chordata, Actinopteri, Istiophoriformes, Xiphiidae. The record is from RefSeq and is a predicted model, not a curated record.
CCGACGCUGCACUCGCCGACCUCCCAACUAUCGCGAGAAACGGGGCAGUGCGAGAAGAACGGGGUCCAGGCAAGGCAUAGCAAUAUUCAUAUUUAGCAACAACAACAACCUAUACGAAAAUGAUUGUUCCGUUGUGAGAGAGUCGUGAAAUACGUGCCAGUUUCACCCAAAGACACGGAUGAAAGCACUGGACUGUGAUAUACAGGAUGUGGCCACACUUCUCUGGAUCUAUGACAGACGAUGAAGAAGGGGCAGACCUUGUGAAUCCCACUCAUCUUUCCUCCUCUACCCUUCCAUUUAUUGGCUAAAACCCAUACUUUCUUGUUGAAACACUAAAGUAUUUAAUUGCACAAAAUAAUGUAGCAAACAGCUUAGCCUUGGAGAUAUUUGACCUCUUUGAAACCCCAUCUUGCAUGGGUCUGGUGCAUUGUCUUUUUAACUUUUUCGUUUUAGAUGGGGUUGAGCGCAACGCUUCAGUUCACACUCAUUUGUAAAUUAUUAGACCAAUGUGCCGUGUUUGCCCCCUGUCGGUUACCCCAGCUGUGCAAUCACUUCAGGUUUCUGUUGUAUGUUUGAAUUGAUUUGAUAGACCAUCGGGUCAGUUGGCGUCCCUGGCCUUUCGGGAGCAUGAACGGCUCUCUUUUAACCCCGCCCAGCCCACGGGCGACAAACUCCUCUCCAUUGCCUCCAUCACCCUCUCCAUCUCCGUCCCCACCAUCUCCCUCUUUGCUGCCCCUGUCCCCUCGGCCGCCUCCUCUCCCACCUCUGGUGAGCCCUCCACCCCAGGCUCACCCAUCCUCCCUCUCAGACACCCCCACACCUUCCCCCUCGCCUUGCUUGAGCUGGACCGAAUUCUGUGAGCUGCAUGCCCGCGUUGCAGCCGGUGACUUUGCACGCCACUUUCGGGCUUUUCUCCAGGAAAACCCCCACUACUCCCCAGAUUCAGCAGCCGCCUUCUGCCGGCGCUUCACCGACCGCUUUGUUCGUCAUUUCCAGAGUGAGCUGGAGGGGGCGCUUCCGCCGAGCUGUGCUUCUGGGAGGGAUGAAAUGGUGAGCUGGGCUCCCCAGUCAGAUGCUACUUCCCUGGAAGAGGAGGCUGUCUCACCCCUCUCAGCAACCGGUGGAGCAGUCCUCCCGUGUCCCCCAAAUAACACGACGCGGGCUCUAUCCAAGCCUGCACCGACACGGCUGGUGUUAGAGAACCGCAGCGGGGACAGGUUUCAAGAUUCUUAUGCCCAUGGCCAAAUACUGCCGCCAUCCUCCUCCUCAUCGUGUUGCUCCUCAGUAGGAGGGAACAACGGGAGGCGUGAAGAGAGAGGGGCCAUGAUGGCCCCUGGGAAUGGGGAAGCACCAGUUGAGGAAGAGGAGGACAGCUGGCUCGGGGUUUCGUCUGUUGGGGAGGAUGUUGAUGCAGAAGAUCGGGAAGCCGCAGAGUCCACAGAGGUGGACAGUGCUGACCCCUCCCACACUCCUCAGAUUCCACCUUCCUCAUCCUCCGUCACUCCUCCGCCCGACUCCAAAGGUAACAGCACGCCCAACUCCUCCAAAAACAAACUGAAGAAACGCUUUUCACUGCGGAGUGUGGGUCGUAGUGUUCGGGGGAGUGUCCGGGGCAUCCUGCACUGGCGAAGCUCCUCCAGUGACUCAGCCCAGAGCCAGCUGCCCUCCAGCUACAGCUACACUAUGGGUGUGCAGGACGCUAGCUUUGUUUCAACCUCAAAGAGGAACUCUGGUACACAGCCUCCCACACCCACCUCCUCCAUGCCUGUCUCUCUGUCCAUGCCCCUUUCCCUCCCCCACUCUUCCUCCUCCUCUCUGCCUCCCUCAUCUUCAAGCAGCGCCACCUCUCUGUCUCUUUCGGAGGCUGCUCGGGACCGGCGGCGGAGCAACGGUGAAGGAGGUGAGAAGGAGAAGUGGAGCCAUCGUCUGGAGAAGCUCAGACUGUCAAGAUCCCCCCCUCCUGUCCUCACUCCAACCACCGCCGGCUCUCACUCCACGUCCUCCACUCUGCCUCCGAGCAGUGCUGCCGCUGCUGCCAUGGGACCUCCGAGGAAGGUGGGCCGGCUGGUGAGGGAGGGAGGGGUGAGCGUUAGCUCGUCCAACGACGAGUUAAGUGGGAGCCACGGCUUCUCUGGCUUUUCGUUUGGUCUGCUGCAUCACGGUACGGACAACAACAACGCUGCCUCAGCUUCAUCUGCAGCAGCUCAGACAGGACCAGCGCAGCCUCUGGCCAGUGGAGGGAACGUGCCCUGGAGAGGUGGACGCUGGCAUAAAUGUCGUCUGGUCCUCAGAGAGAGGGACAGAGAGGGUGGUGAUCGGGGAGAAGAGUACUACCUGGAAUUCUUCAUUCCACCAAAAUCGUCAAAGCCCCGGCUGACUGUCCCCUGCUGCUCAAUCGUGGAUGUGAGGAGCACCACGGCGCUGGAGGUCCCUGACAAGGAGAACACAUUUCUGCUGCAGCUGGAAGGCUCGGCGCAGUAUGUGAUCGAGACACGAGAUGCUGUUCAGAUGAGAGCCUGGCUGAGCGACAUCAGGAACGGCAUCUGUCUCAGUGAACAGGAAGAUGCUGAAGGUGUGUGUGGGGGGCCGUUAGACAUCAGUGGAACUCCCGAGAUUGUUGACCGUCUUUCACAAGUGUGUUAUGGAGGUAUUGGAGGCUCCUCACCUCUGAUGGAUCCUCUCCCACCGGAGCUGCCACCUCGAGCCCCUCUCGACGAACCGGACGGCCGUAUUCUCGGGGCAGGCGGGGCUAGCCUGGGCACACCUUUUGCUGAGACGCCAGAUGCCACAGGGUCCUUCCUGUUCUCUGAGGUGACGUCUGCGGAGGCGGUGGAGCACCCUCUCAGUGAGUGUCAGUGGUUUCACGGCACCCUGUCCCGCCUCAAAGCCGCUCAGCUGGUGUUGGCUGGAGGCCCGGCGAGCCACGGCGUCUUUCUGGUUCGCCAGAGCGAGACACGGCGCGGAGAAUAUGUCCUCACCUUUAACUUUCAGGGCAAGGCCAAGCACCUCCGUCUGUCCCUGAAUGAGGACGGUCAGUGUCGAGUGCAGCACCUCUGGUUCCAGUCCAUCUUCGACAUGUUGGAGCACUUCCGGGUGCACCCAAUCCCCCUGGAGUCUGGCGGCGCCUCAGAUGUCACGCUCAUCAGCUUCGUGGGUGCCACCGCAGUUCGCCAGCCAGGUAUGAGCGAGCCCAACACUCCGCGUUUAAGAAUACAAAGAGGCAUAAGGCAAAACCAUCAACAGAGGUCAUACAGGAAACAAAUUAAGCCCCUUUCAGACAUGGCAAUUUUAAAAUGUUGGUUUCAUGUCUGAAUAAUAGCCUGAGUCACUUUUACAUGCAAGUCAUGGCAGCAUUCGUACUGGUCAGACCUGUUACAUUACAUGGACGUCAAACAGCAAACAGUCCGAACCAAACGUCUCCUCUCUCUGUUGGACUCUAUAAAAUAGCAGAGUUCUCUAAGAGAUGAUGCAAUUGAUGAGGGAGUUUAUUUGUCAAGUCAUCAUUAAUGGAGACCUAGAGGGAACAGAAAACACUCUCGUUCCUUCACAUUAUUAUUUUCCAACCCACAGCUGUUCUCCAGCAGUCAAACUGCUCCCUUUGUGGGCAAGAUGGCAAAUAUCACCGAGCAUUGUGGCCUUUACAUCAAUAAAGGCUGUAAGGAACAAGUAGAGUGCCUUGGAAAGAAAUCAGGAGCAACUUAGUGUAGACUUUAUUUUUCAGACGAUCUAAU